GUAAAACCCGUCUCGAGCAAUUCCAAGUUUUUGAUUCGGCUCCUCCGAGCCACGCGGCGCAUGCGACCCCAGGCGGCGCAUUCGCCGAGACACCGACGCCAGGCCGCCGCCGACCGCCACCGCCGCGGCGAGGCAGCCGACGACCCAGCACCGGUGUGGUACCACCCACCCUCACCAGAAAGGAUGCCCAUUGCAAGGGACGAUCCGCCGCCGGCGCCGCCGACGACGGACGCCGAGACCGACCAGUACUGGGAGGAGAACAAGGGCGACGCUACGACUGACAGUGCCGUCUUCAAAACGGCAAGAGACGAGGCGCCCACCGCGCCCUCGCGGCCGCUCAAGCGCACGGGGUCCGGCGAGGUUGAGUUCGAGAUCGUCGCUAGCCCGCAUGCUAAAAUUGGCAACGAGGGCCGCAGCGAGGAGCAACGAGAAGCUCUACGGAGGGAACACGAACGGUUGUGUGAGCUUGAUAGGAUUGCGAGGCAACAAAGACUAGAAGCGGAGGCGGAAAGGGAUAGGAUCGAGGAGGAGCGGCGGCGGCGAGACGCUGCUAGACCUCUGCACCAGGGCCAGCGGAUUACCAAUAGGGGCAGGCAGACGCGGCAGCUCGUGUCCGCUCCCGGCGACGCCUUUAGCGACGUGCGCGGGCCGCCGCCGCCCGUGCGCCGCGUCGCACCGCCGCCGGCACCGCCGCGGUCGCCCGCCAAAAAAGGCGACGUCGCGUGGCACCUGCACCAGGCGCUCGAGGCGAGUUUGCAGGAAAAUGAUAAACUCAAGGCGGAGCUCGCGCGGUACAAGGCGGCCUACGGGGAGCUGCCGCGGGAUGGUAGAAGGACGUACCGCUAGCGGACGCCUCGUCGUCGUCACGCCGGCGGGCGCUAGGUCGCUGCGUCGUCGCGCCGCGCGCGGCGCGCGAGAAGGCGCUAGGUCGCCGCUAGGCGUAAUUGUAACGGGAGCGGUUGACGUG
Messenger RNA from Pelagomonas calceolata, 967 nucleotides. NCBI's taxonomy places the organism in Eukaryota, Pelagophyceae, Pelagomonadales, Pelagomonadaceae. The record is from the annotation of a GenBank genome assembly.